GCUAGAUAAGAUUUUAACAACUCUGAGCUAUUAGUUAAGUUCUCCCCAAGCGAGCUUGAUGGGCCGAAUGGCCUCCUCUCGUUUGUAUAGUUCUUAUGUUCUUAUCUUUGAUUCACAAAGGAACCUCCUUUAGCUGUUAAAACGGCAGAGAAAAUUCGAGGCAUUCUUUCUACAAUGGACAUUAAAUACUGCUCUGUUUUAUAGGAUUAAACAGUUAACUAGUGUAUCUAAAGUUAAAGGACAGCCUAGAAUUUGACUGUGCCAUCACCACACAACCAGUUAAUAUGAUGUAAGGCAUCUGUUACAUACUCUUUCCAUGUUAUAAAAGAAACUUGUUUUAUUUAACUUUUCAUUUAUAAUUUUUCAUCUAUAGUUGUUGACUCAACUUUGUAUUGCUUAAAAUGCUUAAUAAGAAUAAAAAAUCUGCAGUUUAUGAAAUAAUUGGAAAUGUGGUAAAAACCUGUGGUGUGCAAAAACUUUUUACUGGUAGUGUACUUUGUUUAAGUCACGUUUUUCUCAUUGAAGCAGCUGCUUACUCAUUACAGUUUGUGUGGUAAAUACUAAUGAUGGCAUUUCAUGUGAAUCUCACAGAAGCAGAUUAGUGUUUAUUUGAUGAUUGGUACACUGUGUGUUUAUGGUUGUUUUCAGUGUAAUUUUUCAAAAUUCACCAUUUCAAGUGGCUGAAAUUUUUAUCCAUCCGCUUGCCCAUCUUAAAACUGAUUCUUUUGCGCAGCCUCACAUCCAUGGACCAGAAGAUCCCUUAUGAUGAUUACCAGCUGCCGGUGGUGUUCCUGCCCUCCUAUGAGAAUCCACCAGCUUGGAUUCCUCCUCAGGAUCGCAUCCACCACCCAGACUACAACAACGAGCUGACUCAGUUCCUGCCUCGCACUGUGCUGUUAAAGAAGCCCCCGGGGGCACAGCUGGGCUUUAACAUCCGUGGGGGGAAGGCCUCUCAGCUGGGCAUCUUCAUCUCCAAGGUGGUACCAGAAUCGGACGCUCACAGAGCCGGGCUCCAGGAAGGUGACCAGGUUCUCUCUGUCAAUGAGGUAGACUUUCAGGAUAUUGAGCAUUCUCGGGCGGUGGAGAUUCUUAAGACUGCACGGGAAAUCCAGAUGAAAGUGCGAUUCUUCCCUUACAACUACCAGCGGCAGAAGGAGAGAACCGUCCACUAGACAGCCAAUGUGUGAAGGGGUUACUUGGCCACAGUGGAGUUGGAGUGACCUUGUUUUCUGUCGCACACGGACACUGUGCACUCGCUGUCACUGUGGCAGUGAGCCACAUCUUCUAACUCUGGGUUAAGGUGCCUGUUUAGCUCAUUAAGUGUUUGUAAAGAAACACUCUGGACCUCUGAUUCAUCUGAACUUUAUAUGUUGUUACUGCUGCCCUCUACUGGCACCGAGCUCAACUGCAUCUACCUUAACAAACAUUUAACGGGCAGGAACGGCACUGUGUAUAGACACAGGAAAGAAUUAACCAUUACAUUUAUUUAGCAGAUGUUUAUAUCCACAGUGAGGUGAGGAAUGCUUGGGGAUCAUGGAGCAGGGUCAGCUAGUGUCGCUGUAGUAGCUGGGCUUAAAGGCCUUGCUGUGCUGUUGUGAUGGACAAAUGAAGCUUCCCAAACCAUUUGCUGAAUUUCCUGACCCCACUAGCUGGCGCUCUCUGUACAUAAAAGGGCUCAAAGCAUGCCCCAAAGCAAGGACGCCAUCUAGUGGGGUCAAAAAAUACCGCAAUUAUUUUAUGAAGCUUCAUUUGCCCAUCACUACUGUGCUGUGUCAGGAUAUUAGGCAAAGGUGGACCAGGAAUUUAAGGACCUCCUGUGAAGUGGGAGCAGAUUACAUUCAGACUGAGAGACAAAAGAGGCUCCUGCAUGUUUAAGAGGACAGUACUGUCAUUAAGGUUGUGUAGUGUGUUUAUAGGGAGGGUUUGUACAGAUUCCUGCAACUGUGUGUAGCACAGUGGGGGUGUUUCUCCCUUUAUUAUUUAAAGAAAAAAAGAUCUGUUUUCCAUUCAGUUAUUGUAAUAAUUAAAUCAAAGGAAUAACCUGUGAAACCAUGUAACUUAGUGUUAAUUUCUCAUAGAGAGUAAGGCACCAGCUGGGAUCAUAAAUAAAGUCUGUUUGUUGCGAUA
Messenger RNA from Paramormyrops kingsleyae, 2127 nucleotides. It is a transcript of the gene pdzd11, whose product is annotated as PDZ domain containing 11. Gene Ontology annotation, molecular function: protein binding. The record is from RefSeq and is a predicted model, not a curated record. Lineage: Eukaryota; Metazoa; Chordata; Actinopteri; Osteoglossiformes; Mormyridae.